UUUUUAGCUUGAGCGACCAACGACCUGACGGAUUGUUCGGAUAGAGAGGACAGUGGAAUACGUGGACUGGAUCAGCGGACACUUACGUAAAUUCCUGCUGUUAUUUAAUGACAAAUUUAGUUUUAUUAGUUUAACCGCAUUCGACCAUCAAGACUCGAUCACUUUUGGCCAUCUCCUUCAUCGCAAAUAUAUCACACUGUCUGCUUUUGUACGAUGGAUUACCCUGCAAAGCGUUCCCGGAAUGAUACUUCUGGUGCUUCCACUGCACAGUUCUACAACAGCACAGGAACGGUUCCAAGUAAUAUCCAACUGAGGCCGGAUAUCUAUAGGCUAAUUACUACGUACCCCAGCUGCACAAUUAUCGCUUACGAGCUUCCAGAUGGCUGUUCUGAGAACGAUUUGUUUGCAAUAUUCAAUCAGUUCGGCGAAAUUAAACACACGAAACUGGUAUGCUCAGGGAAAGCUGGACUUGUGCAAUUUUCCGAGGUUUCGUCACCCACCCGGCUUGUUCACAUGGCAAAAAUUAAUCCUUUUUAUAUUGGUUCCAAUCAUGUUUGUCUGGAGUUUUCUGCUGAAUCAAUUGCUCCUUUGUUGGUAUCGCAAAUCGACACUGGGCGACCACAACACAACUCGAAUGUUUGUCUGGAGUUUUCUGCUGAAUCAAUUGCUCCUUUAUUGGUAUCGCAAAUUGACACUGGGCGACCACAACCACCACUCGAGGAACAAACAAGAAUUCUCCUCUUAGACAUCGCCGCUGCUGACUACCCUAUAACCGUCGACGUAAUCAGGUCAAUUUGUCAACCACACGGCAAAGUGGUUCGUAUUUUCAUUGGAAAGAAAAACGUAGACAGGUCUGUUGAGGCUUUAGUAGAGCUUGAUACAAUCGAGGAUGCCAGGAAGGUGAAAGAGCAGUUAGAUGGCGCUGACAUUUAUUAUGGGUGUUGCACGCUAAAAGUAACGUAUUCAAGAAUUUCAAGGGUUCAUGUCACAAAAAACGACAGUGAAUCUUGGGAUUUUUCCUGCUCUAACGAAAUUCUUAACGGUGGUUCUGGGCACCGUACGUUACUUGGUUACGGGCAGCCAGCGUGCUUGCAAACUUCUCAGCCACCAGUUCCAGCCUCUUCUGUUCACACGUACUCCUCUCACCUACCUUCUUCCGAGUACAAACCUGAGAUUAACGUAACCAACACACCUGCCACACAAGUAUCUCCACCAUGUCCACCUUCCCUCACAGUUCCAGCUGCAGCUCCCGCCUUGCAGCCGCAACCUGCCUUGCCAAUGCCAGUGGUCCCGCAAACUGCACCUCCAAUGUCGUACUAUUCAAUGCCAUGCUAUCCCGUCCCGCAAAUGUAUGGGUCAUCACCGCCUGCUACUUAUAUGCAACCUCCUUAUUGUUCUAGCUAUGCAACCUCGGUAGCUAAUUCUGUAACGCCCAACAAUAAACCGGCCCCGAAGGUGUUGACAGAUAUCAAAGUCCUUCCCACACCUCCGCCGGUACACCAAGUCAAUUCGGACGGAAUCGGUAUUGGUCAUGCUACAACGGCUUCUUCUGCCCCAUCCCAUCGAGUGUCGAAGAAUGAUUGUGUAUUCGAAUGCGUUGAGGGUGUAGUUAUUAUGGCAUGCAAUCUACCCCCGACAAUGAACUGCGACCACUUGUUCAAUUUGCUGUGUCCAUAUGGAAAUAUAGCGCGCAUUCGGUUUCUGAAAUCUCGUCGCGGAUCUGCGAUGGUUCAGUUAGGAACAGCAGAGGCUGCUGAGUUUGUCCAUCAGUAUUACAACGGCAGGACAGUUUUUGGUCACAAAAUUCGAUUCAGUUCAAGCAAGCAACCUCAGCUGGUCGAGUAUCCGAACCUUGGUACUCUUGAUGAUGGUUCGCCAGUAAUGAAAAACUAUAUUGAUGAUCCUAACAAUCGUUUUCGAAACCCAGCGAUUGCUGCAAAAAGUAGAAUUACAGCGCCAUCUCGCACGCUGCACUUUUUCAACUUGCCGCUAAAUAUCUCUCUCCAGGAUGUAUGCCGCAUUUUCACGGACUGCGGAGCUGUUAGUCCUCCGCGCCUUCUGCUCUUCAAUCAAAAACCCGGGCAAAUGACAUCGCUAGGUCUGGCUGAAUGGGAUACGCUAGCUGAGGCUCUGGAGGCAAUGGUUCUAGCUAAUCAUCGUCCAGUACAUGUCUCUGGGCUUGUCAACCCGUUUCACCUUAAGCUUGCCUUUAGUCCUAACCCAAUUGCAAAAGGAUUUGGAAACUCACUGAUACAAUAUCCUGCACCGCCGUUUGCGGAAACACCAGCUGGCUAUGAAUACAAGGAUGAUACAACAGAAACACCAGUUGAAGAAGAGGACCUGUUACUGAACGAUCAGUCGAACUCUCAGUGUAAUGGCACCUCAGAAGACAACUCACCAAAUAAGACUCAAGCAGAAGCAGAAGAAAGCCAAAACCAGUCGCCUUCAAGUGAACUUCAGUGCUCGUCAGAUGAACGUCUGGCUGAAUGGGAUACGCUAGCUGAGGCUCUGGAGGCAAUGGUUCUAGCUAAUCAUCGUCCAGUACAUGUCUCUGGGCUUGUCAACCCGUUUCACCUUAAGCUUGCCUUUAGUCCUAACCCAAUUGCAAAAGGAUUUGGAAACUCACUGAUACAAUAUCCUGCACCGCCGUUUGCGGAAACACCAGCUGGCUAUGAAUACAAGGAUGAUACAACAGAAACACCAGUUGAAGAAGAGGACCUGUUACUGAACGAUCAGUCGAACUCUCAGUGUAAUGGCACCUCAGAAGACAACUCACCAAAUAAGACUCAAGCAGAAGCAGAAGAAAGCCAAAACCAGUCGCCUUCAAGUGAACUUCAGUGCUCGUCAGAUGAACGUGAAUGGGUCAAGAUAAACGGAGGGUGAAGUAAAAUACAGUAUGUUUCCUGAGGCCUGAAAUAUGGCUACACAAGAUGCUGUAGCCUCACCAGUUUCUGCAUCACAUACCGCUCAGGGUACGGAGCCUUUUUAUUACAUUUUUACUUUCACCGUGCAUGCACUGGAAUAUUUUGCCUUGACAAUCCACCCGGUUUAUAAUUCUAGCCGUUUUAUACCAUGGGAUGAACAAUUAAAUCCAAAACCUCAUCAUUAAAUGUGUAUAGAACUAUUCUCUCUGGUUGAAUUGACUGGAGAACAGGGAAACUAAUUCGUAUGCUGUGAACAUUUGAGCAAAUACAUCAGCUGAUACUUUGAAAAAAAAACUGAUCACACUGUCGAUCGAUAUUUUUUUAUGUGACUUCAUAUCACAAAAUUUUGAGUGCGCAUACACAGUGCUUUUGAAUCGAAUGCAGUUUUUCCUUUGUUGAAUACAUUGGCAC
Molecule: messenger RNA, 3335 nt
Organism: Opisthorchis viverrini
Lineage: Eukaryota; Metazoa; Platyhelminthes; Trematoda; Opisthorchiida; Opisthorchiidae
Exons: 4
Coding region: 214-2883 (889 amino acids)
Biological process (GO): regulation of RNA splicing
Cellular component (GO): nucleus
Molecular function (GO): mRNA binding
Source: RefSeq, a predicted model, not a curated record